Molecule: messenger RNA, 528 nt
Organism: Aureobasidium uvarum
Lineage: Eukaryota; Fungi; Ascomycota; Dothideomycetes; Dothideales; Saccotheciaceae
Source: the annotation of a GenBank genome assembly
AUGUCUUUUGAGCAGACAUUCCCUGAAUCCGACCUUCGCAGCGCUGCUCAGGACUACAAGCGCGACGCAGACAAGAAGGCCAAAUGGGCCGCGGGCGCUGUCUCCAUGGACGACCAAGGCGAUAAAUCAGUCCUACCGUCGCGCNNCGAGAAGAGCGGCCUCUUCUGCGCCGUCUACGUCCCGUACAAAGCAAAGGUUGCUCGCAAGCGAGAUAUGCUCGUCGACGCCGAUGAGUACGCUGGCAGCUCCGAAGACAGCAACAGCAGUACCUCCGGCGACGAGGCCACGACUCCAACCGAGAUCCUCUACGGCUUUGACUCGCCCCGCGUCCCUUCCCACGGCAGCCAGAUCUUGAACACCGCCCUCGCAAAGGCUAUCGAGCAGUAUGAGGACAAAGAGACCGUCAAGCUUGUGCGUAACGAGUAUGACAUCCUUGAUGCCGAUGAAGAGGAGGCUCGCAACCUUGGACAUGUCUCGACCAAGCCCAAGCUCAUGGAUGCCGAGGACGCAGAGUACGAGUUCGUCUGA